Messenger RNA from Drosophila suzukii, 1536 nucleotides. RefSeq lists its product as uncharacterized. The record is from RefSeq and is a predicted model, not a curated record. NCBI's taxonomy places the organism in Eukaryota, Metazoa, Arthropoda, Insecta, Diptera, Drosophilidae.
CAGAGAGCCACAUGAGUCAGAUUAAUAUUUUGCUUUUGUUCAGAGUCCCAGUCGAGUUCAGUAUUCAGAUACUCGUUGCCAUCCAAACCGAACUGAAGUCAAAUACUAAUGUGUGUACUUACGUGUAAAGCAGUUAAAAAAAAUGUGCAAACAUACAACCAUAGCGUGGCUGUGGAUGUAGUGAAGAGUGCCAGCAUUAAUCGCAUUUUUCCCUUGCACGACGACUAGAAAAUACUCGACACGUUUGUCUGCUUCUGUUUCUGCUUCUACCUCUGUUUGGCCUGGCCUAGUGAAAAACAAAAAUUGAUAUUGUGUAAGUUAUAUCUAGCAUUGAAAAGAUGAAAAGUGUCAUUGUCGUUCCUAUAAAUACACCUCCUCGGGGAAGGAAGUCGCAAUAGAGGCACUCAACGCUAGCCCCACAAAGGAGAUCCGCAGACCCAGACACAGAAAGCCAAAACUUCGGAGUAGGGCUGAGCUAAAAGUAUAGUGCGCAGCCAUCAUGACUAACUCACCACCCAAAAGGCCAGCCCAUGUACAGAAAAUCGAUAUUCUAGUCGCGCUGUAACGCUGGGUAGCGCCUACCUGAAAAUAAAACACAGACAGGCGAGACAUUAGUAUACCGAAAACCUCUUCCGCCAAUGGUCGACAUAUAGCAAAUGUCUAUACAUAUCAUACUGAUAUAGCUAUAGCCCCCCCCAAAAAGAAAAACAAAAACAUAAACCAUCUGUGAUACGCGUGUACCUAAAAAAAAAACGUUUUUGCGAAAUGAACUAACUUUGCACCGAUCGAGGGUAUCACUGGGAAAUUAACGAUGCGUCUUGUCCGCAGUAAAUGUUGUCAACGUGAUGUUUCUGUAACCGACUAUCUGAACACCCCCACUCCGCAUCCGCAUCCAUCGUCCACAAACGCCGAAGUCCACACCAAAAAUAUAUUUACGCGCUACUGGGACGACCACAUAAAAAUGAAGGAACCGUGCGAGGAAAGGUCCAGGGGCAAGGCCUCAUCAACAUCGUCUUCACCACCUGCCAAACAAACCCAGAGCGUUACGUUCGUGAGGACCAGUAAUGCACCAGCUGUUUGCGACGCCAACGGGAACGGGAAUGGGAAUUCGUCUCAAACGGAGUGGACAUUUCCCCCAAAAGCGCCCACUCCGCAUAUCUACAAUUGCCUGAGCCCCGACAUGAUGGCAUCAAGUGAUAAAAGCAGCUUUAAAGGAUUUCGCAAGCAAUUUAGUGGACGGUUCAAGCGCUUAGUUACUCGAAAAGUGGAACACACUCCAGUGAUACCUCCAGAAUUGAAGCCGCAACUAAAAACAAUAUACGUUUACUAACUUAAGAUGUAACGACAAUUGCAAGCACAAGUGUUUUCCCCAUUGUAUACGUGCUCCAUCAGUGUGCGUUUAUAUGCAGGAAACAUUAGUGAUAGGAAAAGCAAGAUAAACUAAGUUAUCAUAAUACCAUUCUGAUUGACAAUUUUAAGUAUUCAGCGAUUCGUGCGUAUUGUUAGGCUCAAUAAAAAAGAACAUUUCAUAAGACA